CAGUUCAGUUUACAGUUGGAGCUUGGAAGAAAAUGGCGUCUGCUAAGUUUCUGGAGGAAGCUCUGAGUACGGACAUUGAUGAAUCUGCAGUGAACGCGAUAGUAGGCUCCCUCGAAACACAGCUGGUAACAUCAACGCCAACCGUUUCUGGCCAUCAAACGAGUUCUGCGACUGCUAGUCAACAGAAUCACCAGGUGAACAGCGGUAUUUCCAACGGGGGCACCAUUACUGCGGCGGUACAACCACAGAAACAUGGGGUUUCCAACGGUGGCGGUGCCACCCCUGUGAACAAUCUUUUGACUCAAGAAGUUACAAAAUCGAUCACUACGAGUACUUUACUCCCAGUAAAUGUGGUCACCUCGAACGCAGUUGCUCCAGGGCAAGAACCUGUUAAGAUAAUAUAUCCUACGAUCGGACAAGUUAUUGCUACAACGGGAGUAGCAACGGCUAAUAACAAGCUUCCUUUUCCUACACAAACUGUUGGGCAACUAGCUAAUGGUACAUUAGGUAUAACCUCACAAGCAGUACUACAGACAACAUCCAACGCUGUCUCAAACGUUGGUACUAUCAGUCAAACCGGUAAUCAGGCAGUAGCCGGAGUAAAUAAGCAAACAGGUACUGCUUUAGUGAUAAAGACUAGUGUAGCACCCGGUGGCAUGGUUUCCGUCCCUAUGUCUGUUCCUGUUUCUGUGGCUAGCAGUGUCGUUAGUACGGCAUUGCAAGGCAAAGCUGGUGUAACACCGACUAUAGUACCCAGCAAUGUGCAAAUUCUCAAUGUUAACGCAAUGAGACCUGGAACACCAGUGGCAGCUCAGCAAGCAGGAAAGCAAGUUGCACCAAGAGUGGUUAUCGGUCAACACAUGGUUGGGACGAAACCUGGAGCUCCAGGGAUCACAUUACAAGCUCUACAUGGUCUUCAACCUGGAACUCAAGGCCAUUUAUUAUUAAAAACCGAAAAUGGUCAGUAUCAAUUAUUAAGAGUAGGACCAGCACCAACAGCGGGAACACCAUCAGGUACUGCUGUUACUCCCAAUAGUAUCACAGGAAAUGCAGUGGUUGCAGCUCCAUCUCCUGGCACUACCUAUCGCCUAGCCUCUGUGCCGGCUGUAAGUAGGCUGAACACUCAGUUCACUGGUCCACCACUCGCCACCUUAAGAAAAUCUGUUCAGACAGUGGCAGCUGCCAUUACUACAGCAAAUGCAACCCCUCCUACUCUCACUACCGCAGCUACUACAACAGCUACUCCAACUGCUACUACGGUUCAAACAGUUCAGACGCCGGCACAGCGUCAAACUACAGAUAAUACCAAAGAAAAGUGCCGUAAAUUUUUAGCGAAUUUAUUAGAAUUGUCUAGUCGUGAGCCUAAAGCAGUGGAACGAAAUGUUCGAACUUUGAUACAAGAAUUAAUUGACACUAAAGUUGAACCUGAAGAAUUUUGUGAUAGACUUGAAAGAUUAUUGAAUGCGUCUCCACAGCCAUGCCUAAUUGGCUUUCUCAAGAAAAGUCUACCACUUCUACGUCAAUCUCUUGUGAUGAAUGAACUAAUCAUUGAAGGAAUAAAACCUCCUCCAGCCAAUGUUGUUUUUUGUAUUGCAUCUGUGACAUCAACGGUAACACAGCAGCAAAAUCAAAUUAGACCAACAGCCGCCAUCGCUCCUACAAUUCCUGUUGCAUCUACACAAACUACACAAGUAAGAGUAAUGACACCAAUACCUACGGCCACAACAACAGUACCGCGACCUGCACAACCCGUACAACAAAGGCUGAUUCGCCCAGUGACGACUGUUGUACGCAGUCCAACUGCUUAUGCUGUAAAAUCAACAGUAGCUGUUACCAAUAUACGUCCUACUGCGCCUGUUGUUCAAAAGGCACCAACUGCGACAACUGUUGUAAAAACAGUAACAACUGCUACACAAGCUAAAACAGUCAAUACACCCUCUAUUAUUAACAGGACCAUAGUGCCUUCCUUGGUGCCAAAACCCACUGCCAAAGAAAAAGAAAAGAAGACUUUUUCUUCGGCUGGGUAUACUGGUGAUGAUGACAUCAAUGAUGUAGCAGCUAUGGGUGGCGUUAAUCUUGCAGAAGAAUCUCAAAGAAUUCUUGGUUCGACAGAGUUUGUAGGGACACAGAUACGUUCAUGUAAAGACGAAAUAUUCUUACACAUGACCCCGUUACAACAAAGAAUUAAGCAAAUAGUUUCUAAUUAUGGCUUAGAAGAACCUAAUCAGGAAGUUGCUGCAUUGAUUUCACAUGCUGCACAAGAAAGGUUAAAAAAUUUGGUUGAAAAAUUGGCAGUAAUUGCUGAACACAGGAUAGAUCUUAUAAAGGUGGAUCCAAGAUACGAAGUGACGCAAGACGUAAGAGCGCAGUUAAAAUUUCUGGAAGAUUUAGAUAGGGUCGAACGCAGGAGACAUGAGGAACAAGAAAGAGAAUUACUUUUGCGUGCUGCUAAAAGUCGUGCUAAGACAGAAGAUCCGGAACAAGCUAAACUUAAGGCAAAAGCCAAAGAGAUGCAACGCGCAGAAAUGGAAGAAUUAAGGCAAAGGGAAGCCAAUUUGACUGCUCUGCAGGCAAUUGGCCCUCGCAAAAAACCUAAACUCGAUGCAGGAGGACCUACUAAUAGUCCAGGAAGUAAUUCUAAUUUGAACACAUCGGUUACUGGAUUGAACAGACAAAUGCCAAUGAGACCACGUUUGAAGAGGGUAAACUUUCGUGACUUAUUGUUUCUUCUUGAACAAGAGAAAGAAACGUGUAGAAGCACAACGCUAUACAAGUCUUACUUGAAGUGAUGUUCUAUGAAGGGCAGGAACUCAAAUGAUCCGCCCGACAUAUGGCGUCCUAACUACACGGUCUUGUGUGAGCUGGUCUCAAUGGACCUGAAUGAACAGUGCGACAUUACACUGUAUGUUGUAUCGUACAGCGUUUCAUAGUUUUUCGUACGAUGAAAUCCGCUGCGGAUCAGCCUUGUGAUAUCGCAUACAUUCAAAAUAACGUUACUUCUACCAUGCUUCCCUACUGUAAAUGACUGAGAAAAAAUUUUUUAAAUGUAAUAUAAUAGAUCGUUCUUUAUUUUUCAACACGAGAUCACAUCAAUGAGAAAGAGCAAUGUGUAUGAGCACAUCUCUCGUCGUUAGUCUUGAAUAGCCUUUAUGGCACGGAGUAAAUGUGAUUAGCCAUAUAUGAAUAUUGUUAUAUGGUGUGUGUAUGUUAUCAUCGAGUGGUCACAUGAGAACGAAUGAAUGUGUGUACAUUGUCAUGCUAUAUAUAUACCUGCUGCAUUGUAAUACUUGACCUAUACUUUUGGACAUUGUAGCGCUAAUGUAAGAUAUACAUGCGUGCAGGUUUUGUUAAAAUAGUAAAUCGUAUUUUUGCAAAUGAUACAACAUAAUAUGACACAAGCACAUUGUCCAAAAUGUAUGGAAAAUUUGUACAAUAUCUUACACGUAAAUAUCAUAUAGAGAUAAUUUCAAUGUUGGUACAACAAAAUAUAGCUACGCUCCACAAUAAGAUGGAAUUGUUAUCAGUAUAUUAUGUUGUAAUCUACAUUUUCAGUGUUUAUAAAAAAAAAAAAAAAAAAAAAAACUAGCUGUUACGUUUUUUAUUAAAGAAA
Messenger RNA from Vespa velutina, 3610 nucleotides. It is a transcript of the gene Taf4, whose product is annotated as transcription initiation factor TFIID subunit 4. NCBI's taxonomy places the organism in Eukaryota, Metazoa, Arthropoda, Insecta, Hymenoptera, Vespidae. The transcript is spliced from 10 exons. The coding region runs from base 33 to 2789 and encodes 918 amino acids. Gene Ontology annotation, biological process: DNA-templated transcription; transcription initiation at RNA polymerase II promoter. The record is from RefSeq and is a predicted model, not a curated record. Gene Ontology annotation, cellular component: transcription factor TFIID complex. Gene Ontology annotation, molecular function: DNA binding; protein heterodimerization activity; RNA polymerase II general transcription initiation factor activity.